AUGUUCCAGCUCAAGGCCAAUGAGACAAAUCUAGAGGCCGACGAGUUGCAGAGAAUUGCACUUGCUAAGACAAACAAAUCAAAUGAAGAAUAUGCUAGUAGUUACCUAAAGCUUCGUUUAAGUGAAGUCGAGGGAGAGAAAAAAGGCACCAAAAGCAAUGAGAUAAAUGGCCAUAGCUUUAGGACCCUUGAUGGGGAUCCGAAGAACAAAUCGGAUAGGAGCUUAACAAUAACUUCUAAAAAAGAGAUUAAAACUAUAAAAUGGAAAUUUGAUCCUAAAAAUGAAGAAGAAGGAGAAGAAUAG
Messenger RNA from Dovyalis caffra, 303 nucleotides. Lineage: Eukaryota; Viridiplantae; Streptophyta; Magnoliopsida; Malpighiales; Salicaceae. The record is from the annotation of a GenBank genome assembly.